UCCCAGUCCCCUGACCUGAACCCCAUAGAAAACCUGUGAGGUGAACUGAAGAGGAGAGUCCACCAGCAUGGACCUCAAAAUGUGAAGGAUCUGGAGAGGUUCUGUAUGGAGGAACGCUCUCAGAUCCCUCGCCAUGUAUUCUCCAACCUCGUCAGGCAUUAUAGGAGAAGACUCAGAGCUGUUAUCUUGGCAAAGGGAGUUAGCACAAAGUAUUGACUAAAAGGGUGCCAAUAAUUGUUGCACACCUAUAUUUAACAAAGAUUUUUUUUUGAUAAACCUGUGUUGUGUUUGCAAUUGUUUGAUAUCCAUGAGAGCAGAGUAUUUUUGUGAAUUUUUUUUAACAAAAGAUCAAAAGUUUCAACAAUUUUUCACCAUCUUUUUUGCUCAUAUUUACCAAGGGUGCCAAUAUUAAUGGAGAGCACUGUAUCUGUCUGUCUGUCGGUCUGAUCCAGUGUGUAACUUCAGUGUUCAUAAGUGAUUACAUUGAACUGGUUUCUGGUGUGAACUCCUACACAGAAGACACAGAUUAGUAACAGCUGAUGGACGACGCUCUAUGUUUAAUUUUUUAUUUUUUAUAAAUGUAUUUUCCUUUUUUCAUUUUAGGUUAUAAACAACACAAUGGAGUGGAGGCUGGUACUGGCUAUGUCGUGCCUGAUUGCUGCAAGUGCAAUGGCAGACACUUCAAGUCAUCAGACUGCACUGAAUACUUCAACAAACACGUCUUCAACCCCGAGCACGUCUACAAACACGUCUUCAACAAACACGUCUUCAACCCCGAGCACGUCUACAAACACGUCUUCAACAAACACCUCUUCAACAAACACCUCUUCAACAAACACCUCUUCAACAAACACCACUUCAACAAACAUCACUUCAACAAACACCACUUCAACAAACACCACUUCAACAAACACGACUUCAACAAACACGACUUCAACAAACACGUCUACAAACACUUCUGUACCAGCUGCAGCAUUCAACUUGGCCUUUAGCAUCAAUGAAACCUUUUAUCCAGCACUGGCCAAUACCAGCUCUCCAAAUUUUACAGCAAAAGCUCAAAGUAUCCGUAAUCAGGUAUGUUUACUUAUUAUUGCUACCAGUCAUAAUCCAUUUUAAUCUUCU
Messenger RNA from Ictalurus furcatus (blue catfish), 1122 nucleotides. RefSeq lists its product as uncharacterized. Bases 579 to 992 code for a protein of 137 amino acids. The transcript is spliced from 2 exons. The record is from RefSeq and is a predicted model, not a curated record. NCBI's taxonomy places the organism in Eukaryota, Metazoa, Chordata, Actinopteri, Siluriformes, Ictaluridae.